AUGGCUGACCAAACGCCCAAAUCCUAUCACACCGAUCCUAAUCUCUACCUCUAUACCUCUCUCACAGCGGGCUCCUCUCAGAUAAUCACCGCAACAUCGCGCAUGGAAACCAUACUGAAAGCGAACAAGAUCCGAUUCCAAGCUUUAGACGUCGCUACAGAUGAGAAAGCCCGCAUGCUAUGGGGCCGAAGAGCAGGGAAAAGAAAGCUACCAGGGCUAGUCAGGAUGGGCAUGAUCGUUGGCGAUUUGGAGGAGGUAGAGGAGUGGAACGAGUAUGGCGAGCUUAGGGACAACGUUGAACCUGGACCCAAGCCAGCCCCAUCGGCACCAGCAACGCCUUCGAAGGCCCCAACUGCUCCAUCCUUAGAGAUCCUGUCCAAAGCACCUGCCACAAAUCCUGUCACUCCCUCCAAACCGCCUGCCCUCGUUUCGUCCACAGAAACUCCACCUCGUGCUGCUCCGUCUUCAACAGAUAGUCCUCUGACUACGGCCAUGCGACAAGCUGGCUUCGAAGCAGCGAGAAAAGCUGGAGAUGCCAAGUCGAAAGCUCGCGCUGAGGCGCUACAGGCGUCAAAAGCUCAGGCAGAUACACCAACCUCAGAGACACUACAAAAACUAGAUAAUUCAAGUCCAACAGGUAUGCCACCACCGAGUGGGGCCACGGAGGCGGGGGAAGCGCUGAAGCCCGAGACGGGGAACACAAGUGCGGAAGGAAACGCGGACGAUGUGCCUGUUACGGAAGAGGGAAAAAGAGAGGCUGAGGAAGAAGGCAAGAAUUCGAAUGUGCACGGACUGGGGGCAAUGGACGCUGACAAGGUGGAGACUGACGGCAAAGAGACGAAGAUGUUAAGGUCGAAGAAGGCAGAGGAUUCAGCAACUGAGGCCACAGUAGCUAGCGAAUCCGAGGAAGUACUGGAAGGCCGAGGACAAGCUGAAUCCUUCUCCGAAGACAUACCGAACUCCAAGGAGGUCGAGGAAGCGGCGAAUGCAUCAAUAAUGCAUGACAAGUCACACAUUGUUCUCGUCGGGUCGCGGGAAGCGGACAGGACUCCACCAUCCGAGCCAGUCGAUGAGAAAGAGGAGUUGAGUGAUCCGAAAGAGAAAGAUGGAUCGAAGCUGAAGGAAGCCACGAAUGUUUCGGACGAAGGCCAGGGACUCCCAGGGGAUAAGACGCAGGAUCAGCCUGCAGCGAGUGGGGUGGAAGCUGGGAAUAGCGUUGCUGACUGA
This is a messenger RNA of Letharia columbiana, 1227 nucleotides long. RefSeq lists its product as uncharacterized. The record is from RefSeq and is a predicted model, not a curated record. Gene Ontology annotation, cellular component: cytoplasm. Lineage: Eukaryota; Fungi; Ascomycota; Lecanoromycetes; Lecanorales; Parmeliaceae. Bases 1 to 1227 code for a protein of 408 amino acids. The transcript has a single exon.